AUGUUGAACCAGAAGUUGACUUUUGCUUUAGCAGUAGCACAGAUACCGCUUGCCGGUGCUGCCACCCCAACGCUCCGGCCAUGGGUAUUCUCCCCCUUGCCGCUCGGCUCGGUGAAGCCCACCGGAUGGCUGCUCGGCGAGAUGACGGCCAUGGCAAACGGCGAGGCCGGCCACGAGCACGAUUUUUACGUCUACGUCAACCAGUCCAGCUGGCUCAACACGCCGGGCAAGGGUGGCUCCGAGUACAGCUCGCUCAACGAGGCGCUGCCGUACUGGUUCAACGGGCUGGUGCCGCUGGCGUAUCAGCUCGAUGAUGAGAGGCUCAAGGCGCAGGUCGACGAUGUGGCCGACACCGUGCUGAAUUUCCAGGCGCCGGAUGGAUGGAUCGGGCCAGAAGUGGGUGAUGCGCGCAACUUUUGGGCACGUACGCCCUUUUUUCUCGGCUUGACCCAGCUGGUCGAGGCGAACAGCUCGUGGGAAGACAGAGUCGUUACGGCGCUGCGCCGGUUCAUGACGCUGGCGAACAAGAUGCUGCACAACAACAGCCAGGGGCAUGUAAACUGCGCCAGCUCCGUGGACUGCACUUGGGGACAGGCAAGGGUGCACGACCUCAUCAUUACGAUCCAGUGGCUGCUGGAAAAGUAUCCGUCCGACCAGGAUUCGCUGUUGUGGGACAACAUGAACCUGUUCUACUCGCAGACCAACUACAAGUGGGCAGACUGGUAUACAGAGGGGGUGUUUCAGGAGGUUGUGAAUCCGAACAACGCAUCCAACUUUCCGUACAUCCACGGCGUCAACGUCGGUCAAGGCCUCAAACAAUCAUCCGUCAUCUACAGAAUGACUGGAGACGACGAAAUGCUCGUCAAGAGUCAAAACGCCGUCAACUGGACCUUUCAGUAUCACGGCUCGGCCUCUGGAUCCGUCCUCGCCGACGAGAGGGAGCGCGACCUGGCCCCUUACAUUGGCAGCGAACUUUGCACGGCCGUUGAGACAAGCUACUCCCUGGCCUACAUGUAUCAGGUUCUUGGCGACAACUCGUACGCAGACCGAGCCGAGCGGACCAUCUUCAACGCGUUUCCAGUGAUGCUGACGGGCGACAAGUGGGCGCACCAGUACAUGGACCAGCCCAACCAGCCGUUUGCCCUCAGCACCAUCGCCCCCGACGGCAGCGUGCCGCAGGUCUUCACGACGGCAAACAGCGGCGUGGCCACGACGUUCGGCAUGGAGCCGCUGUAUCCCUGCUGCACGGUGAACCACCCCCAGGGAUAUCCCAAGUUCGUUUCCAACAGCUGGGUGAUGUACAACGGCGGCCUGGCCCACGCCCUGCUGAGCCCCUCGACGGUGACGACGGUCGUCAACGGGGGCGCGGUCACGGUCGAGUGCGAGACAAACUAUCCCUUCAGCAACGUGCUUCGAUAUACGGUGACGGCGGCCAAGCCGUUUACGCUGUACCUGCGCAUGCCCGAGUGGUCCAACAGCAAAAUGUCCACCUUGUCUCAGUCCGGCGCGUCCACGUCCCGCCUCACUGCCGAUGCCGAUCCGACGACGGGCAUGACCAAGAUCUCUGUGAACCCCGGAAAGACGACAAUCACGUACGUUAUCGUUGGGAACGUGAGGACCGAGCCACGGCCUAGCAACAGCGUUGCUGUGUUUGCCGGCAACUUGCUCUAUGCGCUGGACGUGGGCUUCUCGCAGUCCUCGUCUCUUCCGCACGCGUACUACGACCCCAGCGGUCCUGGAAUCUCUGGGUUGCCCUUUACGGAGUUGCGGGACUAUUAUGUCAACAGCACGAAGCCGUGGAACGUGGCUAUCGAUCCCUCGACGCUGCGAUACCACCCCAUAAGCGACUCUGCGACUCUCCCCGACCCCAUCUUUGAGCAAGGCGCGCCGCCGAACUACAUGACUGUCGACGGCUGCGAGAUCAGCUGGCCGCUGUAUCUUGGCGUGACGCCGGAUGUGCCACCUUUGAAUAGAACGUGCGUCGGGAAGAGGACGUCGUACAGGCUUGUGCCGUAUGGAGGGGCCAAGGUGCACAUGUCGGAUUUGCCAACGAUUAAGUUUUAG
This is a messenger RNA of Trichoderma citrinoviride, 2064 nucleotides long. RefSeq lists its product as hypothetical. The transcript has 3 exons. Gene Ontology annotation, biological process: carbohydrate metabolic process. NCBI's taxonomy places the organism in Eukaryota, Fungi, Ascomycota, Sordariomycetes, Hypocreales, Hypocreaceae. The record is from RefSeq and is a predicted model, not a curated record. The coding region runs from base 1 to 2064 and encodes 687 amino acids.